This is a messenger RNA of Vicia faba (fava bean), 1557 nucleotides long. Lineage: Eukaryota; Viridiplantae; Streptophyta; Magnoliopsida; Fabales; Fabaceae. The record is from the annotation of a GenBank genome assembly.
AUGUCUCCAGAAUUUCAGCUUCUUCUUUUUCCUGACCUUGUUCACAUUCAUCCUCUCACUCUCAGUUUUCAAACUGCUUUGUGUUUUGUUUUGUUUUUUUUGUUUUUUCUAUUCUGGUUAACUCCAGGUGGGUUUGCUUGGGUUUUUUAUAACAAGGCUUCGAGUUCGGCUCGGUCUGUUAUUCCUGGUCCGUCUUUUUCCGGUUUGUUUGGGCUCUUGUCAGGCCAAACUCCUCACCGUGUUUUGGCCAAGCUCGCUCGGAGUCACCGAGCUGAGUCGCUGAUGGCUUUUUCUGUUGGUCUGACUCGGUUUGUUAUUUCCAGUGAACCGGAAACUGCGAAGGAUAUUCUUUGCAGUUCUGCUUUUGGUGAUAGGCCGGUUAAGGAAUCGGCUUACGAGCUGUUGUUUCAUAGGGCAAUGGGUUUUGCACCGUAUGGUGAGUACUGGAGGAAUCUGAGAAAGAUUUCUUCGACCCAUUUGUUUUGUCCUAGAAGGAUAAACGGGUUUGAAGGUUUUAGGAGUGAGGUGGGGUUAAAAAUGGUUAAGAGGAUAGAGUUUUUGAUGGGUGAAAUGGGUAGUGUUGAGGUGAAAAAAGUUCUUCAUUUUGGGUCACUUAACAAUGUGAUGAUGACUGUGUUUGGGAAGUGUUAUGAUUUUUUUGAUGGGGAGGGUUUUGAUCUUGAGGAAAUGGUGAGUGAAGGGUAUGGGUUGUUGGGUGUUUUUAACUGGAGUGACCAUUAUCCUCUUUUUGGUUGGUUGGAUUUGCAAGGUGUUAGGAAAAGGUGUAGGGUUUUGGUUACUAAGGUUAAUGCAUAUGUUGGGAAAAUAAUUGAGGAACAUAGAAUGAAGAGAAUGUCUGAAGGAAAAGGUUUAGUUGGUGAUUUUGUGGAUGUUUUGCUUGAUUUGGAAGAAAAAGACAAACUCAGUGAUUCAGACAUGAUUGCAGUACUUUGGGAAAUGAUUUUCAGAGGAACUGACACGGUAGCGAUUUUACUGGAAUGGAUUCUGGCAAGGAUGGUUCUUCAUCCAGAGAUACAACAAAAAGUACAGGAAGAAAUUGAUGGUGUAGUUGGAAAUUCCGACGUUAUUAGUGAUGUUGAUGUUCAAAACAUGCGUUAUCUGCAGUGCAUUGUGAAAGAGGUUUUAAGGGUUCAUCCACCAGGACCACUUUUAUCAUGGGCGCGUUUAGCAGUGCAUGAUGUUAUGGUAGGUGACAAGUUCAUUCCGAAAGGUACAACUGCCAUGGUUAAUAUGUGGGCUAUAACACAUGAUGAAAAGGUGUGGAAUGAGCCUGAGGUGUUUAAUCCUGAGAGGUUUAUGACCGAAGAUUUUAGCAUUUUGGGUUCUGAUUUGAGGUUGGCACCUUUCGGAGCUGGGAGAAGAGUUUGUCCGGGAAAAGCUAUGGGUUUAGCUUCUGUCCAUCUUUGGUUAGCUCAGUUGCUUCAAAGGUUCAAAUGGGUUCAAGCUGAUGAUUCUCCUGUUGAUUUGGAUGAAUGUCUUAAGCUUUCUAUGGAGAUGAAAUCGCCACUUGUGUGCAAGGUUGUUCCUAGGACCUAG